AUGGUAGCCUUAACAAAGUGUAGUAGUGAUGCUCUAGGGAAUCCAUUGCCUGUUAAAUGUAAGGACCCAGGUAGUUUAACUAUCCCUUGCUCAAUAGGUGGUAAGAACCUAGGAAGAGCAUUGUGUGACUUAGAAGCAAGCAUUAAUCUUAUGCCUGUUCCUGUCUUUAAAAAGUUAAAUAUAGGAGAAAUUCGUCCCACUAGCGUUACUUCGCAACUAGCCGAUAGGUCUAUUAAGAAACCGGAACGGAAAAUAGAAUACGUGCUUGUUAAAGUAGAUAAAUUUAUUUUUCCCGCCGAUUUCAUAAUUUUGGAUUAUGAAGCAGAUCUUGAAGUGUCGAUCAUUCUUGAGAGGCCAUGUUUUGCAAUUAGACAUACGAUAUUAAAUGUUAGGAAGGGAAACAUCACUAUGAAGGUUAAUGAUGAGCAAAUCACCUUCAACGUCCUUGAUGUAAGGAGGCUCCCGGAUGAAGUCGAAGACUGCUCUGCAAUAGGGGCAAUAAUGGAGGAACUACAGGAAAUGAUUGUGGAAGACUUAGAAGCAGAUUUGGAGGCUGCAGAAAAAGAAGCUGGCGUAAUUUUGCCAUCAUUUGAGCAUUUUGAGCAUUUUCAACCGACAAUAGCUGAUUUGAAGUAUAAGAGGGCUAUUGGAUGGACCAUAACAGACAUAAGAGGAAUUAGCCCUACAUUUUGCAUGCACAAAAUCAUCUUGGAGGAAGAAGCCACCAAUUCUAUCGAGUGCCAAAUGAGGCUGAACCCCAAAAUGAAAGAGGUGGUCAAGAAGGAGAUCAUAAAAUUGUUAAAYGCCGGGGUGAUCUACCUCAUCUCAGAUAGCAGCUGGGUUAGCCCGGUUCAAUGCGUUCCCAAGAAGGACUGGGCUAUUAAACUUGAUGAUGCUUUGUGGGCUUAUAGAACUGCUUAUAAAACUCUGUUAAGCAUGUCCCCAUAUCACAUUGUUUUUGGUAAGCUUAAGUCUAGAUGGUCGGGCUCAUUUGUUGUUGAACAUGUUUAUCCACAUGGAACGGUGGAUUUAAGGGGUUCCAAAGGUAAUAUCUUUAAGGAUCAAGAUCCGACCCUCGUCAAAUUUGCGUCGGGCGCAAUUUAA
Messenger RNA from Momordica charantia (bitter melon), 1104 nucleotides. The record is from RefSeq and is a predicted model, not a curated record. Lineage: Eukaryota; Viridiplantae; Streptophyta; Magnoliopsida; Cucurbitales; Cucurbitaceae.